AGUAGCAUAUGAAACAAUCACCCUUGGUGGAAACAAAGAAGGACCAAGAAACUAGCAUGACACAGAGGAUUACAACAGUUUGAAUGCACAUGGACUGAAAGGGCAGCUUGGCCUUGCUAAAGAACAGAUAUGGAUGCUUAAUUACAAAAAAAAACACCAGGCAAGUACAUGAUGAACUGGAUAGUAAUAUUACGACCAAUUAUUCUGGUAACAGUGUGGCUAGUAUGCUCUUCGGAUAUAUCACAAGGGACAUCCUCAAGUAGGGGCACUGAAGAUGUUGAAGAGCACAGGACAUCACACAGAGUCAUCAACCCAGGUUCUUCUGCAAGAAGAGCAAUUCAUUCUCAAAGACAAUAUCCUAAAGCAAGACCUCAUGUUUUUCAGAAUAACAAAGAUGAAUUUAAAAGCAGUUUGUCUCAAAGUAUGUUAAAUGAUGAAGGUCAAAGACACAAAACAGAUGAAAAUCAGGGUCGGAGACAUGCUGGUAACAGAAAUGCAAUGCGAAUGGUAAAAGAUGAUAGUGGAACAGCUGUGCGGUCAAGAAUGGCACGUUUUCCUUCCACUUCGAAUUCUCCAAAUAUCCUUGCAAGUUUUGCUGGAAAAAAUAGAGUUUGGAUUAUCUCUGCUCCACAUGCAUCUGAUGGCUACUACAGGCUCAUGAUGAGUCUAUUGAAAAAUGAUGUGUACUGUGAACUUGCUGAAAGGCAUAUUCAACAAAUAAUAAUGUUUCAUGAAGAAGGUGAGGAAGGGGGUACAAUAAGAAGAAUUACUAACGAAGGAAAAAUUAUGGAACAGACUCUGGACAAAACUCUUAUACCAAAGUUGAUGAAUUCAUUAAAGCUAGAAAAAGGAAAAUUUGGAAUGGUUCUUCUCAAAAAGACUUUACAAGUAGAAGAAAGGUAUCCUUAUCCAGUACGUCUGGAAGCUAUGUAUGAGGUUGUUGACCAAAGCCCUAUAAGACGCAUAGAGAAACUUAGACAAAAAGGUUUUGUGCAAAAAUGUAAGGCUGCUGGAGUUGAAGGACAGGUACAAGAAGAGGGACAGACUGAGGGUAGCAGCACAAAAAAUGUAAAACCUACACAAUCUAGUGUUACCAUCCAAACAUCAUCAAGAAAACAGGAGACAAAGAAGACUGUUGUAAUGCCUACGCGAUUCUCCAGACUGAAACCUACAAGGAAAUCAAUAGCACCUCCAACACAGUCAUCAACAACUAGAGCAACAACAGUUUUUCCAUCACCAAAGGCAACUACACAAAUACUAACUACAGCAUCAAGGCCACCCACAACUAUGCCUACAACAGUGAGUCCAACAACACAGAAAAUAUGGACAACUAAAAUGUUUACUACUCCAGAGCUUCACAGACAUGUCAUCCAGUCUGAAACAACAAAAGAACCAGACACGCAAAGUCGGUACACCCCUGUGAGAACCGAUAAGAACAGAAAUAGACAGUAUGUACAGAGUCAUUCUACUACAAGUAGAACAAAUAAAGUGGCACUCCAUACAGAGGCUCCAGUUAUUUCAACAACCAGGACAGAGAUAACUACCAAAGCAAACACAGCACAGUUUGUAGAUAACCAGACAGACAGAAAGGAUCAUAGCACACAUGAUGUCACUCAGAAUCAAAAGAAAUUUACAAAGACAAAGCCAUCCAAAAAGAAAGAGGUGGAUAAAAUAUUAAACAAUGAAUAUGAAGAAAAAACUGACACUGGCAAAGCUACUACCCCCCACGUUGAUUAUACUGUAGAAACAUCAAAUGUUCCACAGCAAAAGGAAAAAGAUCAAAGAAAAGAGGAAAAACUAGAGAAAACAGAUAAAAAGAAAAAGAAGAGCGAAAAAAUAGAUAAGCCCCCCAAAAAAGAGAAGCAGGCAAAGAAGGACAAAACCGAGAAGAAAGAUAAACCUGAAAAAGAUCGCAAUAAAAAGAACAAGAAGACUGGCAAAAAUGAUAAUGAUGGAUUUAUUAAACCAGAGAAAAAAGUAUUUGUUGAAAGCCCCAAAAGAUCAUUAGCAACAUUGCUUUCAAAUUUUGAAGGAAAAAGAAGACUGCUGCUAAUAACUGCACCAAGAGAAGAGAAUAAGAUGUAUUCUCAGCAGCGCGAUGAGUAUUUGGAGGCAGUAUGUGAAAUGGCUGUCAGGAAAAUAUCUAUUGUCACAAUAUUUGGAACUCUGACAAACAGCACCAUGAAGAUUGACCACUUUCAGUUAGAUAACGAGAAGCCAAUGAAAGUGAUUGGAGAGGAUGAUCUGCUGGAUGUUGAUCUCAUAACUGAAUUAAGGAAAGAAUAUGGCAUGACUUACAAUGAUUUCUUUAUGGUGCUAACAGAUUUAGAUAUGAAAGUCAAGCAAUACUAUGAAGUCCCUAUUAGCAUGAAAUCAGUGUUUGACCUAGCAGAUACUUUUCAGUCCAGAAUUAAGGAAAUGGAAAAGCAGAAGCGGGAUGGAAUAACAUGCAAAAGGGAAGACAAAACCAGGUCUCUGGAAAAUUUCCUUUCAAGGUUCCGCUGGAGACGAAGACUGCUUGUUAUUUCUGCUCCAAAUGAUGAAGAAUGGGCUUAUCAGCAGCAGCUUUAUGCACUAACUGGACAAGCAUGUAAUAUGGGACUUCGUCACCUUGCAGUGCUAAAAAUGGUUGGCAUGGGAGUUGAUGGGAACGGUGUAUUAGAACUCUUCCCUAUUAACGGAAGCUCCAGUGUUGAAAGGGAAGAUCUUUCUUUUGGUUUGGUGAAAGACAUAAGAAACUAUUUUCAAGUCAGCCCUGAAUAUUUCUCCAUGUUGCUUGUUGGCAAAGAUGGCAAUGUGAAAUCAUGGUAUCCUUCUCCAAUGUGGUCCAUGGCCAUUGUGUAUGAUUUAAUGGACUCCAUGCAACUCCGGAGACAGGAAAUGGCUAUUCAGCAAUCACUGGGUAUGCGCUGCCCUGAGGAUGAGUAUGGUGGAUAUGGUUACCAUGGAUACCCUCAUCAAGGUUACGAAGAAGGUUACCAGGAUGAUUAUCGACAUCAUGAAGGAUACUACCACAGAUAUCAAGACUAACCAAAAGAAAAAGGACAAAAAGUGUCACAAAAAAUAAUCUAAAAUUGUAAAUGACAAUACAAUUGCUCUUUCUUUAGCACAGCUUUAAAAAAAACAUAUUUUGUAGAUUUUUUUUUAAGAAACUGGUUUGGACCAUGAUUGCUAAGAUUCCUUAUACCAUUGUUAAUGGCAGCAUAUUGUUUAGUUUAGGCUACUUUACUCUUUAUACAGUAUAUGAAUAUAUUUUAUUUAUUGGAAAAACACUUGGAUACACCCAGCAUCACAAACACAUCUGUGGAGCUAGUCACACGUACAUACAGUGUUAUUUUACAAGCACAGAUAUGGUCCAUAGCUUCUUUUUUGUGUGCAACUAUUUUCCUUAACCAACGCUGGCUUUUCUGUUUGGUAAAACAAAUUUCUACUUUACAUUAAAUAAAAUAAAUGUGAGAGUUUACAUGUGCACAUCUUGCAAGGCUGUACUAUCCAUAGUGGUACCAGGGGGUGAAUUGUUGGUAAUAGUUUGGGUGCCUAAAUUUUUAAUUAUGGCAUAGGGGCAUUAACUAAACUUUGCAUAAAUGGAAAAAGGUAACUGAGAAUUGAUAAAGUUAUGUGAGGGGAAAGAGAAAAUUUGUAUAUCUAGGCUUAGUAACUGGUUCUAAACAACCAAAAAUUUUAGGAUUAUUGUUGGUCUAGUUGGCCUCCCUAAAAUCAAAAUGCAGACACAGUGUAUGCUAUUCAUGUAUUUAUGUCCAAUAAAGCAUCAUCCGAUCUUCAGUGUUAGCCAUGGACAAUUUCUUGUUUAUUUAAUAAAACAAGGAAUGUAA
Messenger RNA from Xenopus laevis (African clawed frog), 3833 nucleotides. It is a transcript of the gene ccdc80.L, whose product is annotated as coiled-coil domain containing 80 L homeolog. Gene Ontology annotation, cellular component: basement membrane. The record is from RefSeq and is a predicted model, not a curated record. Gene Ontology annotation, biological process: extracellular matrix organization; positive regulation of cell-substrate adhesion. Bases 169 to 3030 code for a protein of 953 amino acids. The transcript is spliced from 9 exons. NCBI's taxonomy places the organism in Eukaryota, Metazoa, Chordata, Amphibia, Anura, Pipidae.